AUGAUUGAACUUAAAUCGUAUCAAUAUAAGCUUAAUGUGGGACAUCAAUGUAUCGAAGAUAAUGUUGAAAACACAUGUGGCAAAACAUUUGAAUUUAACGCAACAAUUCCUGAGGACUAUAUGAUAAAAAUCUCAAUUUACACUAAACAAAAAAUUAACCGUUAUAAUUUGAUUGGAUCUACAGAAGUUGAUAUUGAAAAUCGUUGGUAUACAAAACACCACGCCAAAUUUGGCAUCCCAAAAAAUUAUGACAACACUUGGCGUUAUAAAUAUAAGCCAUCACAGAUAUUAGCAAACAUUUGUAAGGACUUGGGUUUUGAACCACCGUUUUAUUUUGACAAUAAAGUCAAAAUUGCGAACACAAUUUUUUCUAAUAGUUCGUUAGAGAGUAGUAAAAAUUCAAAAGAACAUAUUGCUCUCAAAGCAUUACAUCAAAGUCAGAAAAUUUUUGGUUUUAAGCUAGUACCUGCACAUGUAGAAACUAGAGCUUUGUAUAGAAAAGAUAAAUAUGGAAUUGAGCAAGGAAAAUUAGAAUUAUGGAUAGAGUUACAUGAUAUAAAUGAUUUGCCAAAAUCAAUGGAGCUUAUGCUUAAGUCAAUAUUUAAUUUUGAAUUGAGAAUUAUCGUUUGGAGCACAGCUGAUGUCAUUCUUAACGAGAAAAAUAUUUUUGGAAAGAGAAUGUCUGAUAUUUACGUUAAAUGUUGGCUGAACAAUUCAAAUAUACCACAGUACACCGAUAUUCACUACCGAUCUACAACAGGCAAAGCAAAUUUUAAUUGGCGUAUGAUAUUCCCUUUCAAAUACAAUGUAGAAGAAAAUAUGAUAAUAAAAAAAAAUAAUUGUUUUUAUGAGGAAACGAAACUAUCACCUCGUUUAAUAGUUCAAAUAUGGGAUAGCGACUCUUUUUCUUCUGAUGAUUUUCUUGGUACUUUGUCUAUACCACUAUCUGAUUGCCCAAUACCAAGUAGAAAAGCUGCAAAUUGUUAUCUGAAAAAUAAAUGGAGCAGAGUCAAUUUGUUUACUGUUCGCAAACUUAAGGGGUGGUUUCCAGUUUUUGGGCUUCAAGUUGACCAAGGAAAACAUCAGGCUGUUCAAACGGGAAAAAUUAAACUGGAAUUGGAAAUCGUAUCAGAAUUUGAUAAUGUGCAACGUGUUGGAUUAGGAAGAAAUCCACCGAAUUCUCUUUCAUUUCCGAAGCGAGAAGAUGCUAACUUUAUUUGGUAUAAACAUCCUUUUAAAUCUUUGAAAUCAGGAUUGGCUCAUAAAAUUCGAGAAAUCUUCUUAAUUUUUAUUAAUAUUGUAUUACUUACUUCAGUAGCAUGUUUUGUAACGCAAAUAACUUUACAUUUUUAAUAAAAAUAAAAUAAAUUAAAGAACGCUUUUUAUAUGUAUUUUUGUUUGUAAGCUUU
Culicoides brevitarsis is the source of this 1409-nucleotide messenger RNA. It is a transcript of the gene mfr, whose product is annotated as fer-1-like protein 6. The transcript is spliced from 7 exons. The record is from RefSeq and is a predicted model, not a curated record. Lineage: Eukaryota; Metazoa; Arthropoda; Insecta; Diptera; Ceratopogonidae. Gene Ontology annotation, biological process: plasma membrane organization. Bases 1 to 1353 code for a protein of 450 amino acids.